Molecule: messenger RNA, 1819 nt
Organism: Cataglyphis hispanica
Lineage: Eukaryota; Metazoa; Arthropoda; Insecta; Hymenoptera; Formicidae
Gene: WDR79
Product: telomerase Cajal body protein 1
Exons: 5
Coding region: 167-1639 (490 amino acids)
Molecular function (GO): protein binding
Source: RefSeq, a predicted model, not a curated record
UAAAGCUGUCUUCGGAAUCCACCGCGUUGUAUGUGGUAUAAGAUGUAAUUUAGCAGUAAAAAUAAAUAAAUGAAUAUUACUCGUAAUUACGUGUAUUUAAAUUCUUACUUAUGUGAAAAAAAUAGAAAAUUGUAGAAAAAAAGGAUCUCUGCUCGUACAGUGAGAAAUGGAAAUGGAACGUGACGAAAUCGCAGUAAAAUCACGUUUGGCAUUGAUAACAACGCAAUGUGAAACUUUAAACAAAAGUGAUGCAGUCCGAGAUGACGCAGAAAGUAGAACUAAGGAAGAUGACCAAGUACAAUCAGAAGUCGAACAAACUGAAGAAUCUUGUAAUUUAACUAAUAAUAAAAUUUGCUUGCAGUCUAGCAAACAAACAAAUCUAACUCUAACCUCAGAUGAAAUUUAUCCUCAAUCAUCACAUGUAACAUAUAAUACAACAUUAUUCUCGGAAAGAAUAACAAAUCUUACAAUAUCAGAACAAAUAGAAAAUUGUAAAACUGUAAAUAGCACAGGGCCAAGAAAUAUAAAUUCAAAAGAUAUUGAAUUGGCAGAAUCUACCUGUAUGCAAUAUAACUGGUCUAUAACACCGAGACUAUUAUGUGUAGCUACUAAAGAAUAUCAGCCUACAGAUUUAUAUGAGAAUUUUACGAAAGGUUGCCAAUGGUCCCCAGAUGGGACAUGCUUACUUGUACCAUCAGAAGAUUUUAGGAUACGUAUUUAUGAACUUCCCAGAGAGUUAUACUCUGGCCAAUUUCCAUCUGAUUUUUUACAGACUGAUUUUACACCUGCUCUGACUGUUAAAGAAGGAGGUCUUAUAUAUGACGCUUGUUGGUAUCCUUUUAUGAACUCAUGGGAGCCUAUAACAUGUUGCUUUCUCAGUACUAGUAGAGAGAGUCCUGUUCAUUUAUGGGAUGCAUUUACAGGAGAAUUGCGUGCAACAUAUCAGCCUUACAAUCAAGUGGAUGAAAUAGAAGCUUCUCUCAGUGUUCAAUUCAUAAAUGCAGGAAGAGAAAUAUGGUGUGGUUUUAAAAAUGCUGUGAGAACUUUCAAUACGGAUCGUCCUGGACGUCAAACAAGUACCAUUCAAUUUAAACAUGAUUUUCCAAAUAUGAUUGGGUUAGUCUCAUGUAUUCGUGAAAAUCCAAUCAUGCCAGGUCUAAUUGCCUUUGGCACAUAUUCUAAAUGUAUUGGACUGUACAAAGAUGGACCACUCUGCACUUUUAAAACUGGAAGUGGCAUAACACAAAUUGAAUUUAGUUCUUGUGGAAUGAAAUUGUUCUCUGUUGUUCGAAAAAAUAAUGAAUUUUUAUGCUGGGAUCUUCGUAAUCCUGGAACUGUUCUUUAUUCUUUUGAAGGAAGACAAUCAGAUACUAAUCAAAGAAUACAGUUUGCUAUCACUCCUGAUAAUAAACAGAUAAUUUCUGGUGGUAUUGAUGGAAAUAUCAUUAUAUGGGAAUUAUCAGAUAUUACAAAUUAUGAAAAUUUAAAUCCAAAAUAUAAAAUAAAAUUGUCUAAAGAUUGUAUAAAUGGAACAAGCUUACAUAAAAGUUUACCAAUCAUAGCAACUAGUUCCGGACAAAGACAGUAUGGUAUUGAAAAGCACAGAGACAAUAGUGUAAGAUUGUGGUGGGCUUCUUAAAUAAAAUAAUAGUUUUAGAUAAUUCAUUUAUAUGUUGAUAAUAUUCAUGUUAAAGACAAAACUGUAAAUAUUUUGUAUAUAAUUAUAUAAUUUUUAUAAAAAUUCGUUAUUUAUAGCAUCAUAAGAAGCGAGGAGUCCAACAAAUAAAACAUCCUAUAACAAUAAAAUCGAAUUAUAAUG